AUGGAGACGCCUUCAUCCGGGACUGCAACACCAGUGGAUGUGGAAUCCGGCAGCAGUCAAAUUCGCAAACGCUUGACUGUCACAUUUCGCGAUCUCACUGUCAAUGUUACAGCACCCGAUGCCGCCCUAGGCGACACGCUUUGGUCGGAAGUUGACCCACGCCAGCUUGGCAACCUAUUCAACAAGAAAAAGUCAAAAAGGUCAAUUCUCAAAGAUGUCUCCGGUCAAGUGCGGCCAGGCGAAAUGCUUCUCGUGCUUGGCAGACCAGGCUCCGGCUGCACGUCGCUCCUUCGAGUGCUUUCAAAUGACCGCGAAACUUUCGACGAGAUCUGUGGUGACACCAUGUACGGAAGUCUGGAUCACAGAGACGCGAGGAAAUACCGCCAGCAGAUCAUGUUCAAUAAUGAAGACGAUCUGCAUUUCCCCACGCUUACUGUCAAUCGAACCAUGAAAUUCGCUCUGCGAAAUAAAAUUCCGAAUGAGAGACCCCCAGAGUUAGCCGACCGAAAGGGUUUUACUCUUGUUGGCAACGAAUUCAUUCGUGGAGUCUCUGGAGGUGAACGCAAGCGUGUCUCACUUGCUGAAGUUCUUGCAGGACAGAGUCCUGUUCAAAUGUGGGACAACCCCACUCGAGGCUUGGAUUCUAAAGCUGCGGUUGAAUUUGCCCGUAUGCUGCGCCGUGAAGCAGACGAAAAUGAAAAGACUAUGAUUGCCACCACUUACCAAGCCGGCAAUGGCAUUUACGACCAGUUCGAUAAGGUUCUGGUUCUCGCGGAAGGAAGAGUGACCUUUUAUGGUCCUCGUGCUCUAGCGAGAGAGUACUUCGAAAGAAUGGGGUUCGAUUUCCCAAAGGGGGCUAAUAUUGCUGACUUUCUUACUUCGGUCACCGUUCUGACAGAGCGUAUCGUUCGCUCCGGAUGGGAGGCAAAGGUCCCCAACACUCCCGAGGAAUUUGAGGAAAGAUACCACCAAAGUUCAAUCUGUCGUGACCAGAUUGAUACCAUGGAGCCUACGGAAAAACUUGUUCACGAAAUUCAAGAUCUGGAGCUUGCCGUGGCUAGAGAAAAGCGAAAGCAUCAUAUGCCUCGACAGAAGAGUGUUUAUACCGCAGGGCUCUGGGAGCAAGUCGGCUCCUGUACUGUUCGGCAAUUCCAGAUCAUGUGGGGGGACAAAUUCUCCCUGGUGGUUAAAAUCGUCUCUGCUAUUCUUCAGGCUUUGGUUUGCGGCUCCCUCUUCUACAACCUUGCCGAAGACAGUAGCUCUAUCUUCCUGCGUCCCGGUGUCCUUUUCUUCCCCAUCCUUUAUUUCCUUCUCGAGUCACUCUCAGAAACGACCAAGUCGUUCAUGGGCCGCCCAAUUCUCUCUCGGCAAAAGCGCUUCGGAUUCUACCGUCCGACAGCCUUCUGCAUCGCAAACGCCAUAACAGAUAUCCCAGUUAUAACGGUGCAGGUGACAUUCUUUGCACUCAUUCUGUAUUUUAUGUCGGCACUUCAGAUGGAUGCCGGGAGAUUCUUUACAUUCUGGGUCAUCAUCAUCGCCCAGACACUGUGCUUUUCUCAGCUUUUCCGGUCAGUCGGUGCGAUUUGCAAGACGUUUGGAAAUGCCUCCAAAAUCUCCGGCUUGCUCUCCACUGUCUUUUUUGUUUAUGGAGGCUACCUGAUUCCAUUUGAAAGCAUGCACGUCUGGUUCCGGUGGAUAUUUUACUUGAACCCCGGAGCAUAUGCAUUCGAGGCGCUCAUGGCGAACGAGUUUGUUGGACGGGAGUUCCAAUGCAUCGAGCCUGAUUAUAUUCCAUACGGUACAGGUUACUCUAGCUCAGUAUCGCUUCACAGGGGAUGUUCGGUUCCCGGAAGUAAGGAUGGCGUGAUUAGUGGGGAAGCCUAUAUCCGGGAGCAGUACAGCUAUUCAUUCCAUCACAUCUGGCGCAGCUUUGGUAUUAUCAUUGGCUUUUGGAUAUUUUUCAUUGGUCUUACCUCGCUGGGAUUCGAGUGGAAGAAUAGCCAAGGUGGGUCCUCGGUCUUGCUUUACAAGCGUGGAAGCCAGAAUCAGCAUCAGUUGGGCGAAAAGGAAAUGCCAGCCAAAAACGAGCAGUCUGGAGAUAUGAGCGCUCUCCGGGGUUCAGUCAAGAAUUCGACAUUUACAUGGAAUAAUCUUGACUAUCAUGUUCCCUUCAAUGGAGAAAAGAAACAGUUACUUGACAAGGUUUUUGGGUUUGUGAAACCUGGAAACCUGGUUGCUCUGAUGGGAGCCUCUGGUGCUGGGAAAACAACGCUACUCGACGUUCUUGCACAGCGCAAAGAUUCUGGUGAAAUUCACGGAUCUAUCCUGAUUGAUGGACGCCCGCAAGGGAUCAGCUUUCAGCGAAUGACUGGAUACUGUGAGCAGUUGGAUGUGCACGAGUCAAGCGCGACCGUACGAGAAGCACUUAUUUUUUCUGCGGUACUUCGGCAACCGUCCAGUACAUCCUACGAAGAUAAGAUCGCCUAUGUCGACCAUAUCAUUAAUCUUUUGGAGCUUCGCGAUAUCAGUGAUGCCCUGAUUGGAGUGCCCGGAGCUGGCCUCAGUAUUGAGCAACGCAAGCGCGUAACUCUUGGUGUUGAGCUCGUGGCCAAGCCUACCUUGCUUUUCCUGGAUGAACCAACUUCUGGUCUGGAUGGCCAGAGUGCUUAUAACAUUGUGCGAUUUCUUCGGAAGCUUGUCGAUGGAGGACAAGCUGUACUGUGUACGAUUCACCAGCCAUCUGCCGUCCUGUUCGAUGCAUUCGAUGGCCUCUUGCUGCUGGCAAAGGGCGGCAAAAUGACUUACUUUGGUGAAAAUGCCAAUCCGGCUGAACACAUCAUCGAUGUCAUUCAAGGAAGUGCGAAGAAUGGCGCCGACUGGGUCGACGUUUGGAAAGACUCGGAAGAGCGAAAAGUGGCACUCCAAGAGCUUGACGCCUUGAAUGCGGCCGGGAUGGCCGAUCCCAAUUAUGUGGAGGAUACUGCGGACUUUGCUACCUCGCAUUGGUUUCAGUUCAAGGUGGUUUCAAAACGCCUUACCAUUCAGAUUUGGCGGUCACCUGAUUAUAUGUGGAACAAGAUGAUUCUCCAUAUCUUCGCUGCUUUAUUCAGCGGCUUCACGUUUUGGAAGAUUGGAGACGGCACCUUUUCCCUUCAACUGCGACUUUUCGCCAUAUUUAACUUUAUCUUUGUCGCUCCUGGUUGUAUUAACCAGAUGCAGCCUUUCUUUUUGCACAACCGCGAUAUCUUUGAGACACGCGAAAAGAAGUCUAAAACUUAUCACUGGAUUGCUUUCAUUGGUGCUCAGACAAUUACGGAGAUUCCUUAUCUCAUCAUCUGCGCAACGCUCUAUUUCGUUUGUUUCUACUUCACUGCCGGAUUUCAAACUCUCGCCAGCAUCUCGGGCCACUUUUAUCUUCAAAUGAUAUUCUACGAGUUUCUGUAUACCUCGAUUGGCCAAGCUAUCGCGGCUUACGCGCCAAAUGAGUAUUUUGCUGCGGUUAUGAACCCUGUCCUGAUCGGGGCUGGAUUGGUCAGCUUCUGUGGUGUUGUUGUGCCCUACAGCCAGAUGCAACCAUUCUGGCGUUAUUGGAUGUACUAUCUUGACCCGUUCACCUAUCUUGUGGGUGGCCUGCUUGGGGAGGUUCUCUGGGAUGUCAAGGUUCAAUGUGAACCAUCCGAAUACAUCACGUUUAGCGCUCCGUCCGGUCAGACAUGCGGUGAAUAUAUGACAGACUUUCUUUCGACCCGGGCUGGCUAUUUGUUGGAUUCAAACUCAAUGGAUACUUGCUCCUUUUGUCAAUACUCGACGGGCGCCGACUAUGCCAAAACUUUCAACUUGCAAGAGAAAUACUACUCCUGGAGAGACACGGGAAUUACCGCCCUCUUUUGCAUUUCCUCGUAUGCUCUUGUGUUUUUUAUGAUGAAGCUCAGAAGCAAGAAAACCAAAAGCGCUCGAUCCGAGUGA
This is a messenger RNA of Penicillium waksmanii, 3966 nucleotides long. RefSeq names its product putative ABC multidrug transporter. Bases 1 to 3966 code for a protein of 1321 amino acids. Gene Ontology annotation, biological process: transmembrane transport. The record is from RefSeq and is a predicted model, not a curated record. NCBI's taxonomy places the organism in Eukaryota, Fungi, Ascomycota, Eurotiomycetes, Eurotiales, Aspergillaceae. Gene Ontology annotation, cellular component: membrane. Gene Ontology annotation, molecular function: ATP hydrolysis activity; ABC-type transporter activity; ATP binding. The transcript has 15 exons.